AUGCAAGACCCUAGGGAUCCCCAAGGACCUCCCCCGGCCCAGGGCCGUCCCCUGAACCAAAACCCUCCAAGGAGACAGCGGCAGGAGCGCACGGUCUACACUCGCAGCCAGCAGGAACAGCUAGAAGCUUACUUUCAGGAGAAGCAGUACCCGAACUUUGACGAGCGACUGGAGCUGGCGCAGAAACUCGACCUCAGGGAGCAGCAACUGCAGGUGUGGUUCAAGAAUCGUCGCGCCAAACUAGCCCGGGAGCGGCGGCUCCAGAAGCAGCCCCAGAGCGGCCCAGGGCGGAGAGGCCGCGGAGCCCGGGCUGCGCCCCCAGACCCUGCAGGCGCUGCCUCCGCCCCUGGGGGUCCUGAGUUCCCGCAGGGCUGGGAUUCCUGGAUGUCCCCUCAGCCGGGCCCCUCGGGAAUCCUCCCAGCAGCAAAACCCACGACCUACAGCCUCCACCAGGCCUGGGGCGGUCCUGAGCGAGGCGCGCAGGGUGGCUUCCUGGCUGGCCCGGGUCCAGGCCCCGGCCCGAUCCCAGCCCCAGUCCGUGGCCCAAUCUCAGCCCCAGCUCAGAUCCCAGGCCGGAUCCCGGGCCCCAUCCCAGGCCCAGCCCAGAUCCCAGGCCCAAUCCUAGCCCCAAUUCCAGGCCCAAUCUCAGCCCCAGCUCAGAUCCCACCAGGAUCACUCCCAGACCCAAUCCCAGGCCCAGGAUCAUUCCCAGCCCCAGGCCCUGUGUGGCCUCAGAGCCCCUAGACCUCCAACUUCUCGCCAGACACUCCAUUAUUGCCUGACUUCACGGAGCUGCUCACACCUCUAGACCCCUUGGAGGGAUCCUCAGUCUCCACCAUGACGUCUCAGUACCAAGAAGGGGAUGACUCUACGAACAAAGACUCAGGGUCUCAGCAUCAAGAGGAUGGUCUGAAUGAAAACUACUCAGGCCCCAGGUGAUUACUGGAUGUGGACAUUUGCUGUCUUCACUGUGUGGCCAUCAUAGGUGGCUCUGCUGCAAAGGUGCCUGCCUCUCAUUUGAAUUGGGCCUGA
This is a messenger RNA of Cebus imitator (Panamanian white-faced capuchin), 1032 nucleotides long. It is a transcript of the gene TPRX1, whose product is annotated as tetrapeptide repeat homeobox 1. Gene Ontology annotation, molecular function: DNA-binding transcription factor activity, RNA polymerase II-specific; RNA polymerase II cis-regulatory region sequence-specific DNA binding. The record is from RefSeq and is a predicted model, not a curated record. Gene Ontology annotation, biological process: regulation of transcription by RNA polymerase II. Gene Ontology annotation, cellular component: nucleus. Lineage: Eukaryota; Metazoa; Chordata; Mammalia; Primates; Cebidae.